This is a messenger RNA of Nymphalis io (European peacock), 890 nucleotides long. It is a transcript of the gene Ctu2, whose product is annotated as cytoplasmic tRNA 2-thiolation protein 2. Bases 146 to 877 code for a protein of 243 amino acids. Gene Ontology annotation, cellular component: cytosol. Gene Ontology annotation, biological process: tRNA wobble position uridine thiolation. The record is from RefSeq and is a predicted model, not a curated record. Gene Ontology annotation, molecular function: sulfurtransferase activity; tRNA binding. NCBI's taxonomy places the organism in Eukaryota, Metazoa, Arthropoda, Insecta, Lepidoptera, Nymphalidae. The transcript has 4 exons.
UCGUCAAUCUCUCUUUGAAAGAGAUUUGGAAAGUAAUGAAAUAUCUAAAGCGAUAGUUGAACAAUGUAAAAAUUAUAACUUUAACAUUACUGUAGUGAAUAUUGAGGAAUACUUUAAUAAAAGUAUUUUAUGUAAUAGUGACACAAUGAUAAACUAUGCAUCAUCAAUUUCAAAAAAUAUUUUAUCGAACAUACCCCCCUCCAUCAGUGAAGAUGUUUUAAUGAAGAUGAAACAAAACAUUUUUAUAAAGAUUUCAAAAGAAUUAAAAUGUAGAAUAGUUUUUACAUCUGAAACAACUACUUUAUUAGCCACACGAUUGCUAUCUAAUAUAGCAAUUGGUCGAGGAUCACAAAUUGAAAAUGAUAUUGGGUUUGCUGAUAGAAGAGAAGAGAAUGUGAAAAUAUUAAGGCCAAUGAGAGACAUUACUAAUGAGGAAAUUGAACACUAUUUAAGAAUAAAAGAACUAAAACCUGCAACUAAUAUAAUGGGUAAAGUAUAUGGAAAUAGUUUACAAUCAGUUAUAAGAAGUUUUGUUUUGGAUCUACAAGAAAACUAUCCAGCCACUGUGUCAACAAUAUGUAAAACAGCAGACAAAAUUAGUUCUGUAACCAAUAAUGAUAAUAAAAAGUGCACAAUUUGUCAGAGUAACUUGGAUUGUAAUAACUUAAAUCUGACAGCAAUGGAUGCUACUAUGUUUUCAAGAAAAGUUUCUUCUAAAGUAACAAAUUGUAAUGAAAAUUUACAACAUAUAGAGGAAGGGAAUAAUUUAUUGUUUCCAUUUAUUUAUGAAAAAUUAUGUUAUUGUUGUAGUAGAAAUAUUUCUCAUUUAAACGAUCCAAUGCUACAAACAUUAAUUUGUAGAAAUGAUGACAAAUAAAGUCAAAAAUAAC